Messenger RNA from Trichogramma pretiosum, 8564 nucleotides. RefSeq names its product mediator of RNA polymerase II transcription subunit 12-like (gene kto). Gene Ontology annotation, biological process: regulation of transcription by RNA polymerase II. The transcript is spliced from 10 exons. NCBI's taxonomy places the organism in Eukaryota, Metazoa, Arthropoda, Insecta, Hymenoptera, Trichogrammatidae. Gene Ontology annotation, molecular function: transcription coactivator activity. The record is from RefSeq and is a predicted model, not a curated record. The coding region runs from base 949 to 7941 and encodes 2330 amino acids. Gene Ontology annotation, cellular component: mediator complex.
GCCGUGUGAAAUAUCGAAAGCCCCUACUGCUCUCUGCACUACUACAGUACUGUACAGUGUGGACGCACACACGCACACAUUUGCACACCACAGUACACACGAUUAUGCGCGUCCGCAAACUCUAACGCGAGUACAUACAUAAGAGAAAGAGAGAGAACGCGAAAUAGAGGGAGGGAGAGAGAGAGAGCGACGAAUCUGUGGAUAUGGCGUUGUUGCUUGCUGCUGAUACUGCUGUGCUGUGUUGCUAGUAUACUGCCAGCGAUACAAUUUUCGCUAUAUACUAGUCGUUCGCGUCGUACAAAAAGCCAAGGCGACAAUUUUCCCAAUUUCGCACGUUGGGAAAUCCGAUCGAUCGUUCACCCGCGCUUACAAACGGAGUCGGUCGGUCGGUUGUGUCCGCUGCACGCAUAGCAUAGCAGCACGAUUCUCGGCGGUGCUGAUUGCUGAAAUAAGAUGAGCGUAACGUAUCGUCGCGAACGACGACGACUACGGACUUGAUGGUUGCCCACCGAGUUGGCGAUACAGUAUGUGCUCUGUGUAUAUUCGAUCACGAACUUUGUUGACGCGUUAUCGCCCUGCUGCGACGAUACUGUUUACAUGCCUCGGAUUAUAUAGGUGAUUUUUAUAUGUACACGCUCGACGCAAGACCGGAGAGGCUCGUUAGCCGUUUUUGACUUAUCUCUCGUGCCGAGACUGGCCCCAACAACGACAAGUGCUUGACACGCAAGGUUUACAAGUGCUUUUAAAGCAGAAAACUAGUAUCCAAUAGUGCUUUCUUUCCAUUGAAAGAAUGGAAUGCAGUGCAUCAAAUGUAAAAAAUUGUAAAAGAUGGAAGAAUUUUAUCACUACCAGGUGAUAUAGAGUGUCUUUAGCAUUGAAGAUUUUACACAAUUAGUUAGUAAUUAAUAUUUACCUAGGUAAUGAUAUAUACAAAUUGUCCACGAUAAAAUGAUGGGAAUGGUGUACGAAAAGAGGCCUUUAAAAAGGCCCAGGCUUGGCCCGCCUGAUGUUUACCCACAAGAGCCAAAACAAAAGGAAGAUGAGUUGACUCCAAAUAAUGUAAAACAUGGAUUCACGACUACAUCUCAAUUAUCCGAUGAACAUGGCUCUGCUAGAAAUUUACCUGUCACGGCGGCCAAAAUUGGAGCUUUCUUCAAUGCCAUUAUGGCAAAAAAGGAAGAACUGGCCACUAUGCCUGAUACUGGAAGAAAAAGACAACAAAUAAAUCCUAAAGAUAAUUUUUGGCCGGUAACUGCUAGAACUAAAAAUGGUAUUGAGGCUUGGUUCAAGGACUUGUCAGGUUGUAAGCCUUUAGUAUCGCUGGCUAAAAAGGCCCCUAACUUCAAUAAAAAAGAAGAUAUAUUUUCUAUGCUGUGCGAAUACCAAGUGCCCAUGCUUAGGGCAGCUUGGUUUAUAAAACUCAGUUCUGCUUAUACAGUGGCAGUGUCUGAAGCAAAAAUCAAAAAGAGGCAGUUACCAGAUCCUACUACAGAAUGGACUGGUACUCUUAUAAAGUUCCUGAAAGAUCAACUAACAAAACUUCAUGACUAUUACCUACUCAAUACUGGAUCAAAUCAUGGAAGCAGUGCUAUUUCUAAUGGUAGUAAUGCACCUUCACUACCAACUUCAAAUGGCACUACUCCCACUUCAAAUGGUAUCAGUGGUUGUCCCAACCUUCCCACUAAUGUUAAUAGUAGUACAUCCAAUUCAAGUAGUGGAUCAAUGAGUGAAGAACACCAACUGGCAUUUAGGCAAUGGCACUAUUGUAAUCAAUUAGCUAAGUACAUGUUUGAGGAAGGAUUACUCGAUAGGCAAGAGUUUUUAAGUUGGAUACUUGAACUCUUGGAUAAACUACGUUCUGCCCCUACUGAUGAUGGUAUUCUAAAGCUCCUCAUACCAUUGACUCUUCAGUACAUUGAAGAAUUUGUCCAAUCGGAGUUGUUUUCUCGGCGUUUAGCUUAUCUUUGCUGCCGUAAAAUUGCUCACAUGUGCGUUAACGUAGACACGGUAAACUGUCAAACUGCAACGCAAAGUCCUGUGCUAAAUAGCAACGUAAAUGUUAAAAAUGAAAAUGGUGUAAAAUCAGAAAGUCAAGCUAACGCUGCGACCCCCAUAUCCAGUCAGUUACAACAAGUUUUUAAUGAUUAUUUAAACUGCCCACAUCACCGCGAUGUACUUUAUGGCUUAUCCGCUAUAAUUCAGGUAAUAACGAUCGAAUGUCCAACCGCGCUAGUUUGGAAUAACGUUGGUGAGAGCAAAUGCACUUCCGCAUUGAAUGGCUCGCCUCUCGAUCACUUGCCGUGUCCCCCGUCGGUUUUGCCAAUUCCAUCGAGCAAUCCUGCGGAUCCGAUAAGACAGCAACUCACUCAAGCUCAGGAGAGAAUUCGAGCGAGAUCUCAAGCUGCCGAGAGCCGCUGGUCAUGCGAUAAAUGGCAACAAAGCAGCGCUGGAAUGACAACGACGAAGAUCCUCGCGACACUGGAUUCCCUCGACCGUCAUAGCUUUGAUCGCAUGGACGCGAAUCACUCGCUCGACACAUUGUACGCAAAGAUUUUCACGACACCGACGAAUGCCCCACCUCCCGCAACGUCGUCUCCACCGAUGAGUCUGGUACUCCCGUCAUCUUCGUCAGCAUCAGCGAACGCUCACAGUAAUAGCAUUGCCAGUAGCAACAGUAGCAACGAUAACGGCAAUAAUUCGAAGCACGAGUAUUCGCCGCAGCAAGACGCGGCUAUAGUGGAGAUCUUGUGCGAAUGGGCUGUGAGCGCCGAACGCUGGGGUGAACAUCGGGCCAUGGCCGUGGCCAAACUCCUGGAGAAACGUCAAGCCGAAGCCACGGGUGAGAACAACGACAACGAGGACAAGGAGAGCGUCUGCAGCAACGGCAACGGUGCCUCCUUGUUGCCGAUAUUCCAGGGGUUGCUGAUGAAAUUUUUAGACAACGACGCGCCUGUUCUCGACAAUUCGUCCGUCCAGAGCAAGGUGCAGUUCACGAACCUGGUCCAUCUGUUCGCCGAGCUCAUCAGGCACGACGUUUUCUCGCACGACGCCUACAUGUGCACCCUCAUAUCUCGGGGCGAUCUCAUGCAGGGCCCGGCGGCCAGCAAGCCCAACACGCCGAGCAAUCGCGAUCCCAUGGACGCCGACAUGAACGGCAUGUUUUCCGGCAUCGAUAUGAAACCGAGCAAGCUCGUCGAGCCUCACGGGGUGCCGCAUCUCGACCAGAUGCGCGGUGCCCACGAGGACGACAGCAAAAUCGACGACGACCUCGACAAGCUGCUGCGCGACAUCAACACCGUGCACCAGAACAGCAUGGACGCGCCGGACAGUCCCAAGGAUCCCGACGCGCUGCACACCGUGCAGGACACCAGCACGAACAAGAGCAGCAUGAGCGGGGGCAGCCGACACCUGCUCUACACCACGCACUUCCCGCUACCACAGGACGACAGCACGAGCCAACACGACUGCAAUCAGCGUCACGUACUUCUUUACGGUGUCGGCCGAGUUCGCGACGAGGCGCGUCACCUUGUGAAAAAAAUGACCAAGGAGGUAUGCAAGCUCUUCGGCAAGAAGUUCAGCAUCGAUGUGGCCGAGGGCGGCAAAGUGAAGAAGCACUCGCGCAGCGAGUUCAACUUCGAGGCGAUCACGCAGAAGUUCCAGAAUCUCAGCUACUUCGAUCAGCACGUCGUCACGUGGCAGUGCGCCACUCAAGUCGUGGACAUGCUCAACACCUUCGUAACGGGCUCGUCGUAUCUGCCCGUCCAAGAGCACGUCGCGUUUCUCUUCGAUCUGAUGGAGUUAUCAUUGAGCAUCAACGCGCUCAUCGACAUCAGCAUUCAGAUACUGAAGGAGUUGCCCGACGUCGAGGCUCAGCUCGACGCUCGCAAGAGCAACCUUGUGCGAAACUACACGACCAAUCUGUGCCUGUACAUCGUCGGCGUUUUCAGGCGUUAUCACAGCUGCCUGCUGCUGUCCCCGGAGCAGGCAACCACCGUCUUCAGUUUGCUCUGCAAGCUGGUGGCUCACGUGUCUAAUCCGAGCGACUGCAGCUCGUCCGAGCGAUGCAUACUGGCGUAUCUGCACGAUCUUUAUCUGCACUGCUCUCUGCUCAAGUCUAAGCCUCACAGCUCGGAGGGAUUCAACAACGCCUAUCCCAAGAUCCGAGCCGUGUACUUCACGUCGCUCGUGCUGGUGCCGACGCAACAACUCUACACCCCUCAAUUCAUGCUGGACGUGGUGAACAAUCCGCGUCGGGGCGGCAAGAUCGAGCUCCAGUGGGCCAAGGUGCUCAACGAGUCGCUGCCCAAUCGCUACAGCUUCGUCACCAACACCAUCAUCAGUAUCUGCAACGAGACGGACAACGACAAGCUCAACGAUCUGUGCAUCAUGUGCGCCGAGCUCACCUCCUACUGCGGCGCCCUGGCCAACGAGUGGCUCUGCGCCAUCGCCACCAUGUGCGCCGCGCAUCCCGCUCACACCCUCUCCUACGUCGAUCUGCUCCAACUGGUCGACGUUCAAGAUCUCAGCAUGCACAAUUCGCUGGGCGUGUUCACAUGCAUACUCAUCGCCCGACAAUGUUUCUUGCUCGAGGAUUUCAUCCGUUACAUCGCCAUACCGUCGUUGGUAAAGGCAUGCAACAACGACGCCCGAGAGCUCGACAUCGAGAUACAGGCCGGCGUGCGACUGGCUAUUCAUCUGAUACUACGCCUCUUCAAGACCUCCGAAUGUCCUCAACCUUCACUCUAUUCGGUCAGCACUAGUCCGCAUCCUUUACCCAGCCAAGGAAGUCAGCGUAACAUCAGUAUCAAGCUCAGCUCCGACAGGCAUCUGUUGGCCUCGGCUCACAACAACAUCAGCGUUGGGCCGUUGAUCGCAGUGCUCAAGGCCAUCCUGGUUGUUGGCGAUGCCACGGCUGUCAAGCAGCUUACCAAAAAGCCCGACGCGCAGAUGAACAUCGGUAAAGGAGGACCCAACAGCGUGGGCGGAGGAGCACCCGGUGAAUUAUCCAUAAGCCACAUUCUGGGCACCAGUGACAUACUCAGCGGUGGCGACGAUCUCAAUCUUGACCUGGGCAUGUCGUCGUCGAGCAACGGCACCGGCAUGUCCAACGAGACCGUCAAGAGCUUGUCGGACUUUGCUCUUUACGUUUUACGUCAGAUAUGCAGCCAGGAGUGGGUGUUAGAGCGGUGUUUGCAGAAUCCCGAGGAGCUCUGCCAAGACGAUAUGCUGCUCGAUGCCCUGCUGACGCCCCGACAAGCUCAACGUUUACUGCACAUGAUCUGCUAUCCGGACACGUCCGCCGACGCUUUUCUCGACCAGAAAACCCACAUAACUAAUAUCCUGGAAAAUUUGGAGCAAUGGAGUUUGCGCAUGUCCUGGUUGGAUCUUCAACUCAUGUACCGGCAAUUUCCACCCAACAGUAUAGAAUUGUCAAAUUGGCUGGACACCGUGGCCAAGGCGGCGAUCGACGUUUUCCAACUGAACAGCACCUCGAUCAGUGCGAAAGCAGAAAAGCGCCCGGACUCCAUAUGGCUGGUGGCACCGCUGGUAUCGAAAUUACCCAGCGCUGUGCAGGGCAGAGUUCUCAAAGUGGCCGGUCAGGUGCUGGAAGCCGGCAACUGGGCGAAGAGCACCGGCCGCGAGAGACGAUCCAAGAGCCCGUCGAUGUUCAAUCAUCAGCCGUUCCUGUCGCUCGUCUUGACCUGCCUGAAGGGCCAGGACGAUCAGCGCGAGGGGCUGCUCACCUCCCUGCACCUGCAGCUCUCGCAAUUCUGCACGGCCAGCAAGGACGAGAAGUCGUCGAGCUGCGAGGAGCCCAAGGCACGCGAGAGCCUGCAGGACGCGCUGCAGCUGCGCUUCAGUCUGGUCGGCGGGGUCUUCGACACGAUACAGCGCAACAUCACCGUAACGAACGACUGGGCCCUGCUGUUCGUCCAGCUGGUCAGUUACGGUGUGAUCGAUCUCAACAACAACGCCGAGCUGUUCACCACCGUGAUCGACAUGCUCAGCAACUUGAUACAUUCCACUCUGGUCUCGGACACGCAGUGCGAGAAGGACGAGAACAAAAAGUAUUAUCAGAACCUCAUGAAGAAGCUGAAGAAGGAGCUGGGCGACAAGAACUCGCAGAGCAUACAGUUCGUCCGGCAGCUGUUGCCCCUGCCCAAGGUCACGAUGGAGGUCAUUACUUGCGAGCAAGUUGGCUGCAUCACCGACACCAAGGGCAACAAGAUCGCCGGCUUCAACAGUAUCGACAAGAAGCAGGGACUACAAGUCUAUAACUCGCAAAGAAUUUCUGCCUGGGAGUUGCUUGAGGGUCAUAAGAAUCCGGCUCCCUUGUCGUGGGCUUGGUUCCGUGCGGUCAGAUUGGAGCGCAAACCGCUGACCUAUCAGAACGCCCACAAGCUCUUACGCUUCCACACGCACAAUCAGACCCGCUCGGCGUCGUAUUAUCUGGAGUCGCCGCCCCUGCCACCCGAGGAUCUCGAACCCGACAAGAAAGAUCUGGAGCCUGGCAAGGCCGACACCCCGAUGAGUAUCGAUUCGCCCGGCAGAAUCAUUGGCGGCAAAGGAAAAACGUUGAAGACGAAAAGGCAUAAGAAGCCCAAGCUCGCUACUCCGGCGAAUCCGAUGCAGCCGCAACAGCAGAUGCAACCUCAGCCUCAACCGAAUCCCUCGCAGAUGCACCCGAUACCGUACGGCGGUCAGCAGCCCCAGUCCAUGCCCCAACAACCGGGCAUGUUCCCGAAUCAACCUCAGCCGCAACCGCAGCCCCAGCCGCAGAAUCCUCAGCAGUGGUAUACGAAUACUCAGCAGGCGCCUCAUCCGCAGGGGCCGCCCCAGCAGUAUCCCUACAGCCCGAACAUGGGUGGGCCGCGCUACGAUCGGCCCGGAGCAAUGAAUCAAUCGCAGUCCAAGCAGGCUCUGACCAAUAUGCUGCGACUCCGGCAUCCGUUCAUGAACCAACAGCAGGGUGGACCCGUGCAAGCUCCUCCCAAUGCGGCUCCUCCGAAUGUCACGGGGCCCGCCGCUUUUCAGGGUAUGCGGAAUCAGUAUAUUAGGCAGCAACACUUAGGCAGAAAUACUCACACCGGGCCACCUGGUAUGCAGCCCCAGCAGCAAGCCAUGUUCGCUCCGCAACAACAGCAGCAACAGCCUCAACCGCAGCAGCAGCAGAACGUCUAUCAGGGUAUGCAGCAGGGAAUGAAUCAAAAUUACACAGGCUACGGUGGACAGCAGAUGCUGGCACAGCAGCAACAACCUCAACAACAGCAGCAACAGCAACAGCAGAAUAUGAUGGCUCAGCAGGCCAACAUGUUCCAGAACCAGCAACAAAUGAUGAAUGCACAGACACAGCAGCAACAGAUGAUGAACGCACAGAGUCAGCAGCAGCAAUUAAUGAGCUCUCAGCGAGGUCAAGAGUACAUGCAGCAACAGCGAAUGCAGCCUGGAGCGCCAAGACCACCAUACAUGCAGCAGGCGCCUAAUGUAACGAUGAAUACGAUGGGUCCAAUGGGCGGAGGCGUUCCGAAUCAACCAGCCCCACCAUACAGACAAGCGGCUGGUCAACCUGGAGUUGGAGUCGGCAAUGUUGGCGGCGUUGGGGGAGUCGGACAGGCUAAUGUGGGUCUUCAACCAAAUCAACACAUGCAACCGGAUCCUGCUCUACGUAUUAUUAAAGAUCGUCACUAUCGUCGUCUAUAUAAUAACUUUAUGCCUCAUUUAUCACCAAAUAAGCAGCAAAUGGCCAUGAAUCAGCAGCAGCGAAUGCGGGCAAUAAUGGCGAUGCAGCAGCAGCAACAACAGCAGCAGCAACAGCAAGUGCAGCAACAGCAAGCCGGCAAUGUUGGACAGCAAACGACCUCGCAGCUCGUUGCACAUUUGCAGCGAAGCAUGAAUCAACCGCCGCAGCAUCCUUAUCAGCAGCAUCCACCGCCUUAUUAAAAAGAAGAUUUGUGUACUUUAAUCUCGUUUAACGACUAAAAGACUAGUGUGCGAAAACAAGUGCGCGAGCCUUCAAAUUAAGACUUGAAUGUAAUUUUAAAAUGACGAAUGUAUGUUUUUAGGUAAAAUGAUUGAAUAUGAGACUAAUUAUAGGGUUGGUUCAGUAUUUUAUUGAUGCAUAAAAUACUUCAGUUAUGUGUAAAAUUUAUACUACACAAAACGAUGAUCCAAUAGGGAAAAACAGAAAAUCAUGUAAUAAAAAAUUAUAUGCAAUCGAACGUUUCGAUUUUGUAAAAUGUUAUGACUUAAAUUGAAUGUAUGUGUGAUUAUAUUGUAUGAUAUAUAACGCAAGUUAGCUAAUGAAGGUUAUAACUUUUUAAUACAGACAUAAGUACGCGGUACGGAUUAGGGCUUCGACUCUUUGUAAAUGUUUUAUUAUCCAAUGAUGAAUUUUUAAGCUGUAAAUUAUUUUUUAAAAACGACGUAGAAACAUUUUUGCAUAUAAUUCAUAUUUGUUAUAUAACAUUGAAUUAUAUUUAUUUUAUGCAAAAUAACUGUCAAAUAGGCACUAGAUGGUAAUCACAAUAAAUUAAUGCAACGAUGUUAAUCAGUAUAAGAAAAUA